This is a messenger RNA of Aureobasidium subglaciale EXF-2481, 1395 nucleotides long. RefSeq names its product glycoside hydrolase family 6 protein. The record is from RefSeq and is a predicted model, not a curated record. NCBI's taxonomy places the organism in Eukaryota, Fungi, Ascomycota, Dothideomycetes, Dothideales, Saccotheciaceae. Gene Ontology annotation, cellular component: extracellular region. The coding region runs from base 1 to 1395 and encodes 464 amino acids. Gene Ontology annotation, biological process: cellulose catabolic process. Gene Ontology annotation, molecular function: cellulose binding; hydrolase activity, hydrolyzing O-glycosyl compounds. The transcript has 3 exons.
AUGAUUCCCGCUCUCCUACUUGCAUUCGUUCCCUCAGCACUGGGCAUCUCCGUAUGGGGACAGUGUGGUGGCACUAAUUGGUCAGGUAGCGGUAGUUGUGACUCUGGUCUAUCUUGCUCCAGCGUCAAUCCUUACUACUCCCAAUGCGUUUCUGGCGCAGCUGGUCCUACUGCAACCUCGACUAAGCCAGUGUCGACCUCAGUCUCGACCUCGGCCAGACCUACAACUACGACUUCUGGUGCUGGUACUACUCUUACCACUUCCCGUACCGCAACUGCUACUUCGCCCACCACCUCAGCAGCUGGAGCUUCCGGUGCUGCCGGCAACUUCUUUGCCGGUAGACAGCUCUAUGCAAACCCAUAUUAUGCAUCUGAGAUUGCUGCUGCCAUCCCUUCCCUACCAUCAAGCCUCAAGGCAAAGGCAAGCGCAGUCGCGAAGAUCGGAACCUUCGUAUGGCUUGACACUGCCGCCAAAGUACCUACCAUGGACACUUACCUCGCUGACAUCGAAAAGCAGAACGCUGCUGGAGCUAGCCCUGAGAUCAUCGGCGGCUUCGUCGUGUAUGAUCUGCCCAACCGCGACUGCGCUGCUCUUGCUUCCAACGGAGAGUUGACCGUUGCCAAUGAUGGUCUUACCAAGUACAAGGCAUACGUAGACUCAAUCGCAGCUAUCGUCAAGAAGCACUCCAAGACCAAGAUUGUCCUUCUUGUUGAGCCCGACAGUCUUGGAAACCUCGUCACCAACCUUGGAGUUGCCAAAUGUCAAGAAGCGCAUGACGCAUACAUCAGUGGAGUCGAAUAUGCGCUCAAGACCUUGAACUUCGACAACGUCGCCAUGUACAUCGAUGGCGCACACAGUGGAUGGCUUGGAUGGCCUGCCAACAUUGGCCCGGCUGCCGACCUUUUCGCAAGUGUCUAUGCAGGCGCAGGCAAGCCCAAGGCUCUCCGUGGCCUGGUCACUGAUGUCUCCAACUACAAUGGCUUUGACCUUGCCAGCAAGCCUGUCUACACAGAGAGCAACCCUAACUACGACGAGAAGCACUACAUCAACGCCCUCGCUCCCCUUCUCGAAGCACAAGGCUUCCCGGCUCACUUCAUCGUUGACCAAGGUCGUUCGGGUGUUCAGCCUACAGCGCAAUUGCAACAAGGAGAUUGGUGCAAUGUCAUUGGCACUGGCUUCGGCAUCCGUCCUACUACCAACACCGGAGACCCGCUUGUUGACGCAUUCGUCUGGGUCAAGCCCGGUGGUGAAUCAGAUGGAACUUCGGACACCUCUGCCGCCAGAUACGAUGCUCACUGUGGAUACGCUGAUGCCCUGAAACCUGCCCCUGAGGCUGGCAAAUGGUUCCAAGCAUACUUUGAGCAAUUGCUUCAGAAUGCAAACCCCGCACUUUGA